Molecule: messenger RNA, 2637 nt
Organism: Polyodon spathula (Mississippi paddlefish)
Lineage: Eukaryota; Metazoa; Chordata; Actinopteri; Acipenseriformes; Polyodontidae
Product: serine/threonine-protein kinase Nek4-like
Exons: 4
Coding region: 217-1734 (505 amino acids)
Biological process (GO): protein phosphorylation
Molecular function (GO): ATP binding; protein kinase activity
Source: RefSeq, a predicted model, not a curated record
GGAGAUUUGGAAAAGGUUGUACAGCAGGAAAUGAACUCAUUUAGAAUGGAAAGUGGUGUCACCUUCAUAUACAAAUGUCCGUAUAGAAUCGGGUAGCAUUGUUCAUUUCUGCUUUUACCGAAUAUGAUGCCACGAAGCCUGAGCAACUUGAAUUUUUGGAUAAUGUGAGUUGAUGUUUGGUCCAGUUUGUCUAAGUUCUAAAGUCAGAAGAAUGCCAUGGAGAUGUAUGAGAAAGUUCUUACCAUUGGUAGGGGGGCUAGUGCAGAAGUCUUCUUGAUGAAGCAUACAGAGACAAAUAAGCUAUUCGCAAUCAAAAGGAUAAAGGUAGACACCUCUCGAAAGACAAGAACCAAAGAGGCGGUUCUGCAAGAAGCUGAAAUCUUGAGGAAGCUCAAGCAUCCCCACAUUGUUACCUGCCAUCACCAUUUCUUCGACUCAGAAGAUGAAUACAUUUACAUAGUGAUGGAUUACUGUGAUGGUGGGACUUUGGAUGACUGUGUCAAAGAGGGGAGAGGUUACCUUUCAGAGAACGAUGUGAUGAGGUGGUUCGUCCAGUUAGCAAUGGCUGUGCAGUACAUUCACUCUGUUAAAAUACUCCAUAGGGACAUCAAGACGGCCAAUGUCUUCUUGACAAAGAAGGGCAUGGUGAAGCUUGGAGACUUUGGAAUAUCCAAAGUCAUGAAUAACACUAUGGACAUGGCAAGCACUUGUGUGGGGACUCCAAGCUAUUUGAGCCCAGAGCUUUGUCAGGAUGUACCAUACAGCUCCAAGUCAGACAUCUGGGCCCUUGGAUGCUUGUUGUUUGAGAUUUGUGCAUUAAAACCUCCUUUUGAUGCCAGGAACCUUAUCAGUCUGUUCUAUAAAAUUGUAAAAGGGGAAUACAGCGAAGUGCCAGAGAUCUACUCUAACAAUCUGCAUAGUUUGAUUAAAAUGAUGCUCAACACCCUUCCAGAGGAAAGACCGAGUGCUAGUUGCAUCCUCAAUGUGGCUUACGUACAGGAGCAUCUUGGGAAUUUUAUUAAGGAACAAGAAAUGCAUCUAACGAGACAUCUGGCUAAACCCAGUGGUGAAAGUGGGGGUGCCCAAGCGUCAAUAGAACCCUGCAGCAGAACUGCCAUAGCUCACAAGAAAAAAGAAAGGGAGCACUGCAGACCAAAAUCAGCUCCACCAUCCGUCACAGAGGAAUUAAAAGAAGAUGAAGAGGAUGCCUGUGUGUCAGACAAGAAGGAAGAGGCUGCCAGUGUUGGAGACGAGUCAGACUAUUCUGAAGACUUUGACGAUCAGGAUAGUCUAUCUUCAAUAGAGGAGCACAUAGAAGAAGAAUCAUCUGAGUCAUCCCCUGUGCAGAAUGAAGACAUUCCUGAAGAGCUAGAAGUUUCUUCCGAUGAAGUAGAUUUGAGCGAGUACCCCGAUGACUUCGAGGAGCCGGAGGAAAAUGACCUCACAGAGGUUGUUAACAAUGCCCUUAGUGCCAUGGAGGUCACGGCAGAGAAUGACGCUUUCCAAGAGGAGAGGGAGGGAGGAGAACAAGGCGGUGCGCUGUCUGCCACUUUAAAAGCACUGCGAGAUAGAUGUAUAGAUGAUGUCGGUCAGAUGCUUUAUGAAGAAAUCAGUUCUCAUUUCCUGAAGGGUAUGACUGCGAUUGAUUUGCAGCCCCAGUUCGAGCACAAAUUGGGGCCAGACCAUCUGGAGACCUGCUACCUCAUCUUCAGCAUGGACCAGGAACAAACAUAGACUGCCCUUUUUGUAGCAUUUUUAGAAAGCAGGACUUCAUGUUUUCCAAAGACUGUAGUACUAAAGAACGCAAUAAUGGUUAAUGAAGUGCUUGUUGUAAAUAUAUUUUUUGUAUAGUUUGCCAUGGAUUUUUGGAUCUGGAUCUGGUUCUCCACUUUACAGUGGGAGCUAUUGCUAGUAUAGGUCAGUUUGUUUUUUGUGUUAGGAUUAGUAAUAUUUUACAGUCCACUGACCUAGGAAUUAGGUUUUUUUUUUUUUUUUGUUCACUUGAUGUUGCUUUGGAUUCAGCGAUCCUUGCUGGUUGAGAAUUGGGCUGGAAUAGCCUGUGCCUUAGAUAAUUACAUUUACCAGCCUUGAAAUAAUGUUGAAGUUUAUCAUUUUAAUAAGGUUAUAAAUAUCACUAUGUUUAUGAAAUUCUGAUAAUUGUACUCAACAGAAAGCUAAAAAUAUCUGCCUGUUUAUCAGCUAAAAUACAGAAUUUGGCUGACUACAGUUGUUGAAGGCAAUUGGUACAGUACAGUAUAAACAUCAACUACAGUAACAAACUAGCUUAGCCAAAGUGCCAGCUCCAUCAAACUCCUACUAUGGAUCAAGUAUCCUUUUGUAUUGUUGGCAACAGGGUGGAUACACAGACUAGAAUAAUAUUAAUUCAAAUGUAUUUUUAGAAAAGUACAUGAAUACUAAAUAAUUUAACCACAUCUUAUUUCUGUAUCUUAAAAAAUGUUUACUGAUUAAAAACUGGGUUUGGUUAGAUGUGUGCAAUUGAUUAAAUGAAAAGCUAGAGAAUUUAAACAGUAGGGGGCAGAACUUGUCUAGAAAAUAUAUAAAAGUAUAUAAAAAUCCUGUACUGGUUAAAUUGCCAGUGGAAACUUUCAUACCAUGUAGAAGGCUGUAGCCUUGCUU